Symbiodinium sp. CCMP2456 is the source of this 2571-nucleotide messenger RNA. The record is from the annotation of a GenBank genome assembly. Lineage: Eukaryota; Dinophyceae; Suessiales; Symbiodiniaceae.
GAAAGCGUGAUUGCAGCGGCUUCCGCAGCUACGUUGCUUCGAGUCAAGGGCUACUGUGUGCUGCAAAAGUGGGUGUCGGGCUGCCUCGUGGAGAAAGCGCAGGCAGCGGCCUCAAGCGAGGUGUUUCGGCUUCCCAACAAGAUUGUGGCCGAUGGAUUGCUGGGAACGGACUUCGGCCUGGUUGAGCUUCGGGUUUUACAGGAACGCUCGACACAAUUUGUCGAUGGCCUGCUGCUUGGCACACUGUCGCAACUCUCCACGCAGCUGUAUGGCCUCAGCGAUAGCAUCACCCACUGUAUGGAUACUGCUUGUGGAUUUUGCCAGCAAGUGUCGGCCAUUCUGUUCAGGCAGGGUGCGGCCGGCAUGUCAGGAGAGAUUUCGGGCCUGUCGGAAGUGGAUGCAUCGCGGUGGCUUGACAUUUUCCGGCGCCAUCGGUUGUUGAGCAUGGCCUAUCUGGGUCCACAGCCCGGAAUCCUGGACCUCUGGAUGUUCGAGGAAAGCGACCGGUCAGUGGAGGAGGAGGUGGGUCAUGUGCAACUGGCAGAUCCACAGCGGCAGAGGAUUGGCAUCGAACUGUCACCGGGUGACGUCGUGGUCCUCCGCCCCGAACUCCUAGCCCGGAAGUUGCGCGCCCCAGUGGGCUCGCUGGCAAUGAUGUCUUUGGUGCUGGGAAGGAAGACCAGUGCACGGAGAGUGUGGCCUGGACAGGGACGCGCUCCCGCAGCCAAAGCCUUGGAUGAGUGGACGCGCCACCGGCUACUGCAGCUGAGCCAGGAGGAUUGCGUUGACCACGAGGUUCCUUUCGCUUGGCGGAAGGACCUCCAACGCAGCUUUGACAACGGAAGAAUGGUCGCUGUCCGCUCUGCGGCUGGUCGCUUCCCCCGGGCAGAUACAGUGGAUGAUUGGUGUCGUACCUCAAUCACUGCCGCGGCCGACUACGCCACAGAGGUUCCGUUUCGGCGAUGGGACCAUUCGGAGGUCUACGAUCCAGACGAUAGCAGCGUCAAGAAAGCGAAGUCUGCUUGCCGGCAUGCUGCCUUCCUGGACGGCGUCGAGCUCUUCCCCAGCCACGCCUUCAAGAUGCCAGAGCAGGAUGUGCGGCGUUGCGAUCCGUACCAGCGAUUGUGUGCGGAGGCAGCGUCGUCCGCCCUGCACGGUGAAAGUGUGAAGCGGCAUGGCCAGCGCAGUGGCGGCCUCUUUGUUGGCUGUCCCUCACUUGCGGACUGGGAGCAUGACGGCGACGGCGAUCAGGCUUUGUUGGCCGGUCGACUCUCGGUGAUGCUUGGGCUCAGGGGGCCUUCGGAUGCUCUCGUGCACUCGGAGGGUGCCGCCGGCUUGGCCGCGGCCUCGCUGGCCGCCACAGCUUUGGAGGCCGAGCUCGACUUUGCACUGGCGAUUGGGGUGCACUUGAGCCUCUCCCCGCGGUUUUGGCUUUGUUGCUGCAGGGCCACGGCAGCCUCGCUCUCCCGGCGUGGGCGCAGCUUGGCUUUCGACACCUCCUGUGACGGCUUUGCGCAAGGCUCAGGAGCCGUCCCAGAUGGAAAGCCCGCCGGCCGGCUGCAUUACCGGCAGUGCCAUGGCUGCGAGAGGGCGCAGCACAUCUCUUGCACUGCAGGGGGGAGCCGAGAUUCGCCGCACUGUUGCGGAGGCCAUGUCAGAUCUCGAGGACGGCUUUGUGGACAUAGCGGAGGUCGACGGUCUGGGGCCAUCAGCCGAAACAAUGGAACUGGCCGCGCUGCAGGCAUCUCAUCGAGGCCUUUGUGCAGACGCCAGUCCACUACAACUGACCUCGUUGAAGGCGAGCUGCGGUCAUCAGGUGCAGUGUGCAGGACUGGCUUGCGUGAUGCAGAUCUUGGCUGCCAUCCGCCUUGGCACCGCAACAGCACAGCCGCACCUGCGGCAGCUAAAUCCCAGUGCCACGCUGGCCGGGCCCAGUCUCAGCCAUCUCAGCGUGGAGUGUGGGCAGCUCACGGAACCCAACCUCUAUGCUGGCAUUCUCGGCCGUGGAGGUGGGACAACAGUGUACACAGUGCUGUGGGGAUUUGGUGGCCCUAUGGCAAAGGAUGGCCCUGCGCAUCUAAAGCCAGACUUGGUAUCCUGGCCAGGGGUCGAGGUCGAGGGACAAGCGCCGUCGGUGUACCCACCACUAGAGAAGCAGGCAAGCGGGAGCAGCAGCUUGGCAUGAAGAUUCGGAGGACCUUCGGGGUGGAGGUUGAGCGCAUGUCUGCAGGACCCGAUUAUUGCCUGAUCGGCAGCUGGGACAACUGGACGAGGUGCCGGGCCAUGCGCUGGGAUGCCGACUGCUGGCGCGGGCAGCUGCACCUCGGAGGGGAGGAAACCUUCCAGAUCCUCAAGGAUGGGGACCCAGACCAGGCGAUCUUCCCGAACUGCCGCAACGCGCGGUUCGGGCGCUUCCAUGUGGUCCAGGGACCGGCGCCCAAUCCUCACCGCCUUGCUUGGCUGGUCGGCGAGGAUGGCGGCUCAAGCUCCGGCGACUUCGAGGUCUUUCUGAGCUUCAAGGGUCGCCGGCCGCUGGUGACGUUACGGAACGUUUCGGUGAGCCGAGACUGA